Molecule: messenger RNA, 534 nt
Organism: Miscanthus lutarioriparius
Lineage: Eukaryota; Viridiplantae; Streptophyta; Magnoliopsida; Poales; Poaceae
Source: the annotation of a GenBank genome assembly
AUGGCUUCCUACUGCAAACAACAUGUCCAGGCCGGCAUGCCUAAGGGGACUGUUGAGCACAUUAAGUAUUAUCCAGACAACACAUAUUUUUUCUUAUGCAGUGAUGCUCAACCAAGUUCAUCAUCUACUGAUGGAGUCUUGCCACAAGGGCCAAACCAGACCAAGCAGCAGGUACCUUGGCCAAGCUACAAAACAGUUUUUGCUUAUGCUGGAAGUCCUUUCAUGUCACAUCUAGCAAGUCUCGUGAGAGACAACCAUAACAGAGUUGCUCCGAGGACAACUCCUGUUGGAGUCAAACCCGACAUUGACCUGGCCCUACGGUUGGGUCCCGCUCUUCGUACGUCUGAUGGCUCCACCAUACAGGCCGGUUGGAUGACAAUCUGGUGGCUAGAUUCAAGAAGUAGUGCUGACUACAUGGUGACAACUCCAAGGAGGGAAAUGCUGAUCAAUGGGCCAUGGGAUAAAAUAAAGGAAGAAUCUAGAGCUUCUGUUAUGAAUAUUUAUACUUUUGUUACAUCUAUCUUUUUUGAAUAA